UAGAUUUUACAACUCGUUUCCCUCCUCCCCUCCCCAGACUUUAGACUUGUUCCUUCAGCCCAUCACCUCCAACUCCAAGACCAGGAGGACCUCCGUUCGUUCUCCUCCAGUUCUACUUCCCCAAAUCAAAUCAAAUCAAAUCCCAAUACACGAGAGCUAGCUCUUUCUAGAAGCGUAGCUCUACGUAUCUUUGCUGCAAGACAAGAAGCAGCACAUGCGACAAGAUUAAGGAACAAGCGAGGCUAAUUAAAGGUGCACGUUCUGGUUCAGAUUAUCAGUGCGGCCGCUGAGCGAAGCCCAAAAGGCUCACCGUAAAGCAAGGAGCAAAGGUGAGGAUCUUUCCGUCGCUUUUGCACUUCUUGUGCUAUCAAUCAGAAUCAGGGUGCGUGUUUCCCUUCGAUCUCCAUGCUUGCUUCCUGGCCACUUCGUGUCCUGGUCGUCAGUGUCUUACAACAGUUGAUUGAUUGCUGAGCUUUGGUUUCACUCCACAGAUAGGGUAGCGUCCAUGGGCUGUGGGGCGUCGAAAUGGAAGGACCCCGGUGUUGUGCGCCGGGGGAGGCCAAGAAGCGUCGGUGAGGUGGUCGUCUUCCUCCCAGGGCUGAGGGUACCAAGAACCGUAGACUUCUCGCAGUCUCUCGCGGAUCACCUGGACAAGAGCACGGUGGAGAGGCUGUCGGCUCUAAGAGCAACGGUCGUGGCAAUGGCAAUGCAGGAAUCGGCCAUGGCCCUCAAGCCGAGGCGAAGGACGACGCGGCACGGAGGGUCUGGCACUGCUAAUCUUCUCCAGGCUUUGGAAGAGUACCUACCAGUUCUGCUAGGACUGGUGAAAGAAAGCAGUGGUCUGAGAAACAAAGUGCAGUUUGUUUGGGCUAACCAAGAGGACGAUGCUGAGGAGACAUCCAUGGCGGAUGCUUGGUAUGAGGUGCUGUCUGUGCUGCACCUUAUGGCCAUGGUGUGCUUCCUGCAGGCCAACUCUCUGCUUCUUCCGAGGUCAUACGGCGACGGCCAUGGGCCGAGGGUGUCUGAAGAGAGCAGGCGAGCCACUGUUGAUGUUUUCUUGAAAGCCGGUGGGUACUUGGAUUGUGCAAUUAAUCAAGUACUUCCGCAGAUACCGCCCGAAAAAAGAAGGGCACUCCCGGUAGAUCUAGUUGAAGGAAAUCUAAAAGCUCUUAGCUUGCAAGGACUUGGCCAGGGAGUUGAUAUGCAACUUGGAUUGGCAAUUGAUAAUCCAAAGGCCACUUUAGCAGUCAAACGACGUUUAGCUUGCGAGAUGGUCAAAUAUUGGCAGCAGAUUAAGGAUAGCAUACCGGAGCUUCCUUUGUCAGAUGGAUGGGCAAAAAAGCACACACUAUUUGUAAAGUGGAAGUAUGCUGAAGCAAAGGCUGCUGCAUACUACUUCCAUGGGUUGAUUCUUGAUGAGGGAAACACCGAGAAAUCACAGGAGAUGGCAACAUCAUCCCUACAAGCGUCAGAGGAGUUUCUGAAAGAGAGCAAAAGAGCCUCUGAGGUCUUCCAUUCGACUCCUCCGACAUCAAGGAUCUCAACUCCUUUCGGAACAACCAAACAUCUCUUGGACAUGAUCCCACAAGAGACAUUAAGCAAGCUCCAGAAUAACCAGGACCUUAACACCCAAGAAAGAACAUCAAAUACCGGAGUCAGCCGGAUCAUCACACCGCCGCCUCCAUUGCCAGAUUUCCCUUUGGCCCUAAAUCCUGAGGAAUAUGAGCUUCCCCAAUUAGACCCACUGUUGAAGAAGGAAGCUAACCACUAAUGAAGUUUCGUUACCAAGCUCAGACAAGAAAGAAGGCCUUCUUCUAAAAGGGAUCACUCCUCCGCAGCUGAAAAAGAACAUAAAUUCUGCAACACUUUAGAGGACAAUAGUGAGAAACGAAGUCUAUUACGCCGAAUGUUAGAAAGAAAAACAAUUUUAUUAAUGUCGACCAGUUAAAAUGAAUUACCCAACAAGGUCCAAGGAUCUGAAGAGCAUUGUACAGACGGAUCUUUUCUUGUGAAUUAAUGCUUUUGUUGACAGA
Triticum urartu is the source of this 2033-nucleotide messenger RNA. RefSeq lists its product as uncharacterized. Lineage: Eukaryota; Viridiplantae; Streptophyta; Magnoliopsida; Poales; Poaceae. The record is from RefSeq and is a predicted model, not a curated record.